GUUUACCAUAGAAACUUCUUCACGUUGUUUUUCUAUUGCGUUUGGCGACUGUUAAUUUUUUAGUUUUGUCAAUUUCGGUUUUAUUACAGUUUUGCGCCCUUUGUCAAGGGAAAUGUUGUCUAAAUUAAGCCUUUACCGGUCUAAGGAAUCCCUGCGUGUUUUAAAUAUACUUCUUAAAUGUGAGAACAGUCAUUUAUUUGGUAAAGCUCAUCACCGACAUGCUUCUGCAUUUGCAAAGAUUUAUCAACUUGACAGAUCGUCUACAAACUUGGUAUCCACUGUCAAUACACGGAAUAAUCUGUUGUACACAAAUACAACUAAUAAUCUAACUCUUAGCAAAAGAAAUUAUUGUGAUGACAGCAAAAAAGGUGAUGGUGAUGAUGGCGUCAAUCCAGAGAAUGAACCUUUGUCCAUCAAAGAAGAAGAAGAACAUGAUCUUAUCAUGUCUGGGAUUUCUAACACAUUAGCCACUAUGACCGUUCCAGAAUAUUGGCCUAAUAUACCUGUUAUAGCUAUUACUGGAAGACCAGUAUUUCCAAAAUUUUUAAAAGUUAUUGAUGUUUCUAAUCCAUCAUUAAUAUCGCUCAUCAAACGUAAAGUUAAGCUUAACCAACCUUACGCUGGUUUGUUUUUGAAAAAGAGUGAAGAUGAUACAGAGGAUGUUGCUAAAACUUUAGAUGAUGUAUACCCUAUUGGAACGUUUGUUCAAAUUUUGGAAAUUCAAGAUGUAGGUGAUAAAUUGAAAGUCGUGGUUCAAUCUCAUCGGAGGGUAAAAUUAGUGAAACAGUUACCCGAAGAUUUUGAUGCUUCGAAUGACAAGUUGAAAAAAAAGAAAUUGAAGAAAAAAGACGAAUCAGCUGAUAUUGAAGCAGAAAAUCUUGUUAAUCAAGAGACCGUUCCACCAAUUACCUCGAAUGAACCAAGGCCUGUUCUCAUGGCACAAGUUGAUAAUGUGAACCACGAACAGUUUGAAAUGACCAAACAAGUUAAAGCGAUCACUCAAGAGAUUGUCAAAACCAUACUAGAUAUAAUGUCAGUUAAUCCUUUAUAUCGUGAAUCGGUAUUACAAAUGCUGCAAGCUGGACCCAGAGUUGUUGAUAAUCCUGUCUAUCUUUCUGAUCUUGGUGCUGCUUUAUCUGGUGCCAAAGGUCCUGAACUUCAAGCAGUUUUAGAGGAACAAAAUAUUCCUAAAAGGCUUGAAUUAUCCUUAACACUACUCAAAAAAGAAUUUGAAAUGUCGAAACUUCAACAAGAAAUUGGAAAAGAAGUUGAAGAUAAAGUGAAACAACAACAUCGUCGUUAUUUAUUGCAUGAACAGCUAAAAGUAAUAAAAAAAGAACUGGGACUGGUAAAAGACGACAAAGAUGCUAUUGAAGAGAAGUUCAAGGCUCGAUUGAAAGACCUGAUUGUUCCUAAGCAUGUUAUGGAUGUUAUCGAAGAAGAAAUGAACAAAUUAGCCUUUUUAGAUAAUCACUCAUCUGAAUUUAGUGUCACUCGAAAUUAUUUAGAUUGGUUGACUAAUCUUCCUUGGGGUAAGAGUAGCGAAGAAAAUUUAGAUUUAGAAAGAGCCAAAAAAGUUUUAGAGGAAGAUCAUUAUGGAAUGGAAGAAGUUAAAAAACGAAUUCUUGAAUUUAUUGCUGUUAGUCAAUUGAGAGGUAAAACUCAGGGUAAAAUUUUGUGUUUCCAUGGUCCACCUGGAGUCGGUAAAACAAGUAUAGCCAAGUCUAUCGCCCGUGCUCUAAAUCGAGAGUAUUUCAGGUUCAGUGUUGGUGGUAUGACUGAUGUUGCCGAAAUUAAAGGACAUAGACGAACUUAUGUUGGAGCUAUGCCCGGAAAAUUGAUUCAAUGUCUGAAAAAAACUAAAUCAGAGAAUCCUUUAGUGCUAAUUGAUGAAAUUGACAAAAUUGGCAGAGGAUAUCAAGGUGACCCAUCUUCAGCUCUUCUUGAGAUCUUGGACCCAGAACAGAAUGUUAACUUUUUAGAUCAUUAUUUGGACGUAACGGUUGAUUUAUCGAAAGUGUUAUUUAUUUGCACUGCAAAUGUGCUUGAUACAAUACCAGAGCCUCUAAAAGAUAGAAUGGAAGUUAUUGAAGUUUCAGGUUAUGUUGCUGAGGAAAAAGUGGCAAUUGCAGAGCAAUAUUUGAUUCCUCAAGCACGAGAAAUGGCCGGAGUUAACGAGGAUAUUGCUAAAAUUCCGAAGGAUGUUUUACAAACUUUAAUAAAAGCAUAUUGUCGCGAGAGUGGAGUUAGAAACUUGCAGAAACACAUAGAAAAGAUUAUGCGAAAAGCUGCCUUCAAGAUAGUCAACAAAGAAGCUGAGAAAGUCAGUAUAAAUGUCGAAAAUUUGCAAGAUUUUGUCGGAAAGCCAAUUUUCACGCAAGAUCGAAUGUAUGAGCGAGCUCCUGUUGGAGUUACGAUGGGCUUAGCUUGGUCUGCAAUGGGAGGAUCAGUUUUAUUUAUUGAAACAACUUUGUACAAACCAAUAUUGGAAGCAGAAAAGGACGGUGAAGCAGAGGUCGGCUCAAUGAAAUUGACAGGUCGUCUUGGUGAUGUUAUGAAAGAAAGUGCUGACAUUGCUUAUUCUGUGGCGAAAGCGUUCCUUUCAAAAGUAGACAGCAAUAACGAUUUCUUGGAAAAAGCUCAUAUUCAUUUGCAUGUUCCGGACGGAGCGACUCCUAAGGAUGGUCCAAGCGCAGGAUGUACUAUGAUCACAGCUCUUCUCUCUUUGGCUUUAAAUAAACCAGUACGGAAUAAUCUAGCAAUGACUGGUGAAGUAUCACUCACUGGUAAAGUCUUACCAGUUGGUGGAAUCCGAGAGAAAACAAUUGCUGCCAAACGUGCCAACGUCACUUGUUUAAUCUUGCCUCAAGAAAAUCGUAAAGAUUUUGAUGAGUUACCUGAUUUUAUAAAAAGUAAUCUAGAUGUUCAUUUUGUUGAUAAUUAUAAACAAGUUUUUGAUAUCGCUUUUUCUCAUAACUUAGAAGAUUGAUUCCGAAUAAAUGUAAUCAAAUCACUAUUUUGUAUGAAAGGAAGAGUUCAUAGUUUAAAACUAAUUCACCAAAUUAAAUAAAUUCACUUCAA
Tetranychus urticae (two-spotted spider mite) is the source of this 3081-nucleotide messenger RNA. RefSeq names its product lon protease homolog, mitochondrial. NCBI's taxonomy places the organism in Eukaryota, Metazoa, Arthropoda, Arachnida, Trombidiformes, Tetranychidae. Gene Ontology annotation, cellular component: mitochondrial matrix. Gene Ontology annotation, biological process: mitochondrion organization; protein quality control for misfolded or incompletely synthesized proteins; chaperone-mediated protein complex assembly. Gene Ontology annotation, molecular function: single-stranded DNA binding; serine-type endopeptidase activity; ATP-dependent peptidase activity. The record is from RefSeq and is a predicted model, not a curated record.